AUGCCAGGUCGCUAUGCCAGUCUGCUCAUUGUCAUCACCAUCUCCCUUAGUCCCACACUUUCUGCCCCCAUGUACUUCUUUCUCACUUACUUGGCCUUCAUACAUGCCUCUUACACAUCUGUCAUUACCCCCAAAAUGGUCAUUGACCUGCUGUACCAGAGGAGAACCGUCUCCUGGGGUGGCUGUUUGACUCAGAUGUUUUUGGAGCACUUCCUAGGAGGAUCAGAGAUCAUACUCCUUACUGUCAUGGCCUAUGACCGCUACGUGGCCAUCUGCAAACCUCUGCACUACACGACCAUCAUACGACAGGGGCUCUGCCAGCUCCUGGUGGUGGUGGCCUGGACUGGGGGGAUCCUGCAUGCCACUGUGCAGAUUCUCCUCACAGUCGACUUGACCUUCUGUGGUUCCAAGGUCAUCGACCACUUCAUGUGUGAUUUCUUCUCUGUGUUGCAACUUGCCCGCAGCGACACCUACUGGUUGGGAAUGGUGGUGGCAGCUCACUCAGUGGGGAUGCUCUCACUGAUUUUUUUUUUUUUCCUGCUUCUCAGCUCCUACACAGUCAUCCUGAGCUCCCUGAAAUCCCAUGGCUCUGAAGGACAGAACAAGUCACUGUCUACGUGUAGCGCCCACUUUACAGUAGUGGUCCCUUGUAUAUUCGGCUACACACGUCCUGUGGCCACUUACCCUGGGGACAAGUUGGUGGCUGUGUUUUUUGCAAUCCUCGCUCCCAUUUUAAAUCCUAUCAUUUACACAGUGAGAAACACAUUAAGUGAAAGAUGCCAUGAACGGUUUGUUGACGCUGGAGCGGAGAAUUUUCUUGAAUAUAAAGGAAAUGUUUUAUUUUGCUAUAUCAAGACUUGA
Dama dama (fallow deer) is the source of this 861-nucleotide messenger RNA. Its product is annotated as olfactory receptor 4C3D-like. NCBI's taxonomy places the organism in Eukaryota, Metazoa, Chordata, Mammalia, Artiodactyla, Cervidae. Gene Ontology annotation, molecular function: G protein-coupled receptor activity; olfactory receptor activity. The record is from RefSeq and is a predicted model, not a curated record. Gene Ontology annotation, biological process: G protein-coupled receptor signaling pathway. Gene Ontology annotation, cellular component: membrane. The transcript has 3 exons. Bases 1 to 861 code for a protein of 286 amino acids.